Cydia splendana is the source of this 2201-nucleotide messenger RNA. RefSeq names its product protein I'm not dead yet-like. The record is from RefSeq and is a predicted model, not a curated record. Gene Ontology annotation, biological process: transmembrane transport; citrate transport. The transcript is spliced from 15 exons. The coding region runs from base 272 to 1678 and encodes 468 amino acids. Lineage: Eukaryota; Metazoa; Arthropoda; Insecta; Lepidoptera; Tortricidae. Gene Ontology annotation, molecular function: citrate transmembrane transporter activity; succinate transmembrane transporter activity. Gene Ontology annotation, cellular component: membrane.
AUGAAUUAGGCUGUAAAAACUAUAUUUUUGUUACAGAGAAUCUAAUCUUGUAAUAUGGACAAAGAAACAUCGGAUUUUCUUAUUCUGCAAGUUAUAUUGGAGGUCUAUAAUUAUUGUAAUCACGCCAAUCCUUCUUUUGCCGAUUGCUCUAAUUGGAGAAAAUCAAGCGUACCCUAGUUUCUUCGUGUUUCUUGUAACGGGUGUGUACUGGAUAGCGGAUGUGUUGCCACCAGCGGCCAUCUCCCUCGUCCCAUUGGCUUGUUACGGCGUUAUGGGCACCGGGUACAUCCAACAGAUAUACAUGUGCAAUGAAGUCCUGGACUGCCUCGGCGUGAUGAUGCUGAUGGCUGCAGUAGAAAAUAGCCAAGUACACAAGAGGGCAGCACUGAGACUACUCAUCACUAUCGGGUGCUCACAUUACAGGUUAAGUUUGGUGCUGUUCUUCAGUGCCAUGUUCCUGUCAAUGUGGGUGCCUAAUACGGUGGCCUGCGGUCUUCUGAUGCCUUUGGUCAAGGCUUUACUGCAGGAACUUGAAAAGAUGGGAAUAGUCGAUAUGUAUCAAACUAUUGAAAAAACUGAACAAAGAUCUCAUAAACAUGAAUUGAGUCGUCCAAAACCUACAGAUUUCACUGUGUUUUACUUUUUGGGUGUUGCAUAUUCCUGUUCAAUAGGUGGCAUGGCGACGUUGCACGGCAGUCAGGCAAAUCAAAUAUUCAAAGAAUAUAGCGAAUUACUGUUCCCUAAGCUUGGCAAGAUCACAUUCCCCCAGUUCAUGCUGCUGACGCUACCAGGAGUGCUGGUCACGGAGACGCUACUCUACUUCUGGAUGAACUCCUUCUUCUUAAAAAUUUUUAGGUCUAGUGACGUGGCGAUCCCGACAGGGCUGACGGAGGAAGAAGCCCGCUACAUUAAGACUCUGCUGCGAAACCAGUACACCCAGCUGGGGAAGAUCAAGUUCCAUGAUGUUGUCGUGGCCACGGCUGUCCUGUUGACGGUGGCUCUGCAAAUGUUUACAAGCUCCUUACAUCUCGACAGCGGGCUGCAGAGAAAUAUUAACAUGCACACCAAGGUGUCAGCCCCAACUAUCUUCUGUGUAUUGCUCCUGUUCGUUAUGCCAUCAGACUUAGAAUUUGUGAAGUUCUUCAAGAAACGCAACAACGGAAUGCAUCGCCGUUUACCGACUGCGCCAAGUAAGGCGUGCCUCAAUUGGACAAUCGUACGAGAGGACAUGAUGUGGGGCGUUCUAUUUACAGUAGGCGGCAGCUGCGCGUCUUUCGAAGCGCUAAAGCGCUCCGGAAUGACGGCAGAAUUCGGCAAGUUUCUUCAGCUGAUGCACAACUGGCCAAGCCCUGUGGUGGCACUAGUGGUCAUCCUCUUCUGCAAGGUCCUCACGGAGUUUGCCAGCAACUCCUGUGUGGUAUACGCAGUGCUGCCAGAGAUAGCAGCCUUGAGCAUCAGUUCCUACACACACCCCCACUACCUGAUGCUGGCCGCGACCCUGGCCAGCUCCAUGUCGGCCCACCUGGCACCGUCUACACCGUGUCUGGCCUUGGUCAGCCAGUACGUCCACAUUUCUACGUGGAGGAUGAUGUCAGCCGGCGUGGGGCCCUCGGUCAUCGCUGUCAUCGUCACCUGGUUCACCGUCACUCUCUGGUCGAAGGUCAUCAUACUCGACUAAGCUUAAUUUGCACCCAGGCCCCUUUUUGGCCAACUUGAAAAUUGACAUAAAUGUUCUCUACGUAGGUACAUUUCUGGGCGCGUAGCCAACGUGCCAAUCGUCAACGCUCUGUAGCGUAUCGUAGUCAUCUUUCUCUAUCACUCUUCCACACUAGUGCGACAGUGACAGUUGCGUUUCGUUCGCUACAGAGCGUUAGCGAUUGCACGUUGGUUAGGUACGCAUCAGUCGCUAAGUAACGUAAGUACCUUUACUACCUUGUUCGUUUUUUUUUAGCAUUAGAAAAAGACUACGCGAUCUUGACGAGUCUUUUAAUUGCAAAACGCUUUUUAAAAAUCAGUAACUAUUACUAAUGAAAGCAAAAUAAUGUAAAUAAUCAUAAUUGUUUAGCCACACUCGUGGCUUCGCACACGAGUGUGGAGCGGGCUUUACAUAUUUGCCGUGACUUAUUUUUUAAAAGUGUUAUUCACACAGAACACCGCCUCUAGAAACCUAAUAUUGGCCAUUUUGUUCCCGACGCAAAUCA